GAUGGUUUGUUGUUGUUCUGCACACGGGUUGAGGAGAUGGGAAACUAGAGGUGAGGAAUUCACCACAGAGGCACAGGAAAGAGACAGAGCUUUCUGACUGACUGGGAGUAAAGCCAAAGCCUAUGGAUCUUCAACAGUUUGCAGUUUAGAAGCGUGAAGCGUAUCACUCAUCGUCCUUCACUGGAGGAAGAAGACGAAACUUCUAAGCCUGUGUGUCUCUACCAGAACUUCCCACACGGCUGUCUGAAGAAGAGAAAUAGAGGGAAAGAGAGAGAGGAACGAAGAGCAAAAACCAGCCUGCCUUGGAAAGGGAAGAAGGACGGUGUCCUGAGAGGGAGGUGGCUAUGCGCGAGGAGGUUUCCUGCGCCAACUCCCCUGAGGGGGGGCUGGGGGCCAGCGAGGAGGAGCUGGAGAGGGGCUCCAAGAAGAGUGGGCCAACGGGGGGGCGAAAGCGGGUGCCGUACCCCAAGAAGGACAGUUUGGGUCGGGCCGAGGAGAGGGCCGUGGUCAGCGGGAGCCCCAACUGCCUGGUUCCGUCGGGGCCAAAGCGGCAGAAGAAGCAACAGAGCUCCCCCACGUCGGUGGUGUGCGUGGCCCCAUCUAUGCUGAGCUCCAGCGGCCUCGGUUUGAGCCCGGGCGGCGAGCCCUUCGAGGACCUGCACACGCAGCGAGUGAUCGCCAAUGUUCGCGAGCGCCAGCGCACGCAGUCGCUGAACGACGCCUUCGCCUCGCUGCGUAAGAUCAUCCCCACUCUGCCAUCCGACAAACUUAGCAAGAUCCAGAUCCUGAAACUGGCGUCACGCUACAUCGACUUCCUGUACCAGGUGCUGCAGAGUGAUGAGAUGGAUGCCAAGCUGGCUAGCUGCAACUACCUGGCCCACGAACGCCUCAGCUACGCCUUUUCCGUCUGGAGGAUGGAGGGUGCCUGGGCAAUGUCUGCCAGCCACUAGUGUCCCCUCUCCAUCCUGCUCUGCGCGUCCUGCUCUGUCUUAACCUUACUUUCUCUGCCCCUUCCUUCUUGUACUGCCUAACCCCACCAUCCCUGGCCUCCCCUAACCCACUAUCUCUGUACCCUGUAACCCCACCAUCCCUGGCCUCCCCUAACCCACUAUCUCUGUACCCUGUAACCUCACCAUCCCUGUCCUCCCCUAACCCACUAUCUCUGUACCCUGUAACCCCACCAUCCCUGUCCUCCCCUAAACCACUAUCUCUGUACCCUGUAACCCCACCAUCCCUGGCCUCCCCUAACCCACUAUCUCUGUACCCUGUAACCUCACCAUCCCUGUCCUCCCCUAACCCACUAUCUCUGUACCCUGUAACCCCACCAUCCCUGUCCUCCCCUAAACCACUAUCUCUGUACCCUGUAACCCCACCAUCCCUGUCCUCCCCUAACCCACUAUCUCUGUACCCUGUACCCUGUAACCCCACCAUCCCUGGCCUCCCAUAAACCACUAUCUCUGUACCCCCUAACCCUACCAAUCCUGGCCUCCCCUAACCCACUCUCUCUGUACCCUGUAACCUCACCAUCCACGGCCUCCCUUAAGCUACUAUCUCUGGCCCUCCUUCAAGCCAAAACACAGUGUCACUGUUUCCUCCUAACCCACUACCUCCCUCUCUUCAUUAUUCUCUAUUCUCUACUGUUCUUCAAACUGUUCUUUGCUUACCCUCCCAUCUCAUUCCUCUAAUCGUCCACUGCUCCAUCACUCACCUUACCCACUGCCCCAUCACUCAACUUACCCACUGCCCCAUCACUCAACUUACCCACUGCCCCGUCACUCCCACUGUACCCAUUCACCCUUCGACCUUUGCCCCCCCAACCCCCCUUUCCACCUCAAAUGCCCCUGUAUGCCGCCUAACAAUUUAGCCACAACUCCACAACUCUAUGGUACACCCCUGCAGGACAAGACACCUAACGAAUGGACUGCUCUUUACAUCUGAAAAGGUCUGUCGUGUGUCGUCCCCCCC
Messenger RNA from Salmo salar (Atlantic salmon), 1965 nucleotides. Its product is annotated as twist-related protein 2. Lineage: Eukaryota; Metazoa; Chordata; Actinopteri; Salmoniformes; Salmonidae. The record is from RefSeq and is a predicted model, not a curated record. Gene Ontology annotation, molecular function: RNA polymerase II transcription regulatory region sequence-specific DNA binding; protein dimerization activity; DNA-binding transcription factor activity, RNA polymerase II-specific. Gene Ontology annotation, biological process: developmental process; regulation of transcription by RNA polymerase II.